AUUCCUGAUACAAGGAAGACUGAGAAUCGAAAGCGUCCAGCCUGUGGACUUCUGGUGAGGAGCCAUCAAAGGCACUAUUGUUUGGGAAGGGGCCUUGGUCCCGAAUGCCCACUGAGGGACGUAGACUCACAAGGCAGUCACCUCAAAUGCCCUUAUGCUCUUUCGACGACACACAUCCCUCUUGACUAUGUACCAGCAAUGAACCCCAAGAGCCUGCUUUAGGACAUCUGCUUAUUCAAGUGGGGCCCUGCUGAAGGAAGGAUAUCCCACCCAAAGCAAUGACUCAGCAUGAAUCAUCUGUUGUUGACCUCUGACCUGAAGCCACUCUCCAGGCCCUUCACCAUUAACAGCACUAGAAAAUGACCCCUCCCCUCCUACCUGACAGGAGGGAGUGUUCCCACAUCUGGAAGGGGAUCCCAUGGGGAAGACGGUGACAGUGGCCAAGUAGGGGGAUCCUGCCCCGGACACCCCGGCUCAUGGCGGCUUGGGGAGAGGCUCUGGGAAAGGACCCCGAAGCCCCUUGAACUCAUUUGCGAACGGAUAGCUCGAAGCCCCUACUGCCGACCCCUGACCCUCGCCCCGGAAGUUGGGAUGACUCGGAAGUUCCGGCUUAGUCGCUAGGAAACUGGCCAGCUCGACGUGAGGGGCGGAGCUUCUGGCCUCUGUGCGUUGCAAGUGGCAGGUGAGGCAGGAGAAUGAGCAGUAAGAAGGGGGGGCCCAAAGCUGCACCAGGGAAGAGGCAGGCGCCCCUCCCUGGGUCCAAGCUUCGAGCUGCUGCUGGGAAGCCGGGAGAGAAUCGCCAGCUGCAGACGAAGACAGGUCAGCCGGCCAGAGGGGCCUACUCUGAGAACCCCAAGGUCCCUGCAGCCCCAACUGCUGAGGACAAAGCCGCCACUGUCAUCCAGUGUGUCUUCCGGCAACAUCUGGCACGAAAGGAGCUGGCGCGCCGUCGGCAGGAGCGCCAGGAGUACCUGGAUGAAAUGGAGAAGCUGCAGAGAGAGGCCUACCUGGCCUUGGUGCGCCGAGAGCAGGAGGCAGCACGGCGGCAGCGCGAGCAGGAGGAGGCCGCAGAGCGCGCACGGCGGGAGGAGCUGCAGCGCCGCCACCGCCUGCUCGAGGCCGCCUUCGAAGGGGACCUGGGCGAGAUCCGCGCAGUGCUUAAGGAGGUGGAUCAGCUGCUGACGCGCGAAGGCGUGGGCCACGACGAGGCGGGCAAGGCUCUGCGGCUGCAGAGGCGCGUGGCCACUGUGGAGUGCGAGGACAGCCACGGGAACACGCCUCUGUCGGAGGCGGCGGCGGGCGGGCAGCCCUUGGCCAUCCAGCUGCUGGCAGAGCUGGGCGCCAGCCCCAACAGCAAGGGCGCCUUCGGCCGCACACCGCUCUACCGGGCAGCCUUUGGGGGUCACCUGGAAGCCGUGGAGGUGCUUCUGAAGCUCGGAGCAGACCCCCGGGUGUACGCAGAAGACGGGAGCACUCCGGAGCAGGUGGCCUCACUGGCUGCAGUGGCCAGCGUGCUGCAGUCGUGGGACCUGAGCCUCACAGAGGCUAUGCUCCAGAACAUGGAGGCUGAGCAGCAGCGCAGGGCCCAGGAGGUCCAGAAGCACAAGGAGACGGAGGCUAAGCGCCUCAACCUCAAGGUGGAGCAGCUGGCUAAGGAGCAACAGAGGUGUCACAAGGAGCUGCAGCAGGCCUAUUGCGAGCUCAAUCGGAGGAUCAUGGAGCACGACAAGUGUGAGAGGAAGCGCAUGGGCAAGACUGAGCUCACGCUGCAGGCCAUCAAGGACGCAGAAGCCCAAGUGGACAGGUUGCGGCAGGAGGCGCAAAAGGCUGAAGAGACCCUGGCGAUGGCCAGGCUGGAACUGCGGGAGCAGACCCAGGAGGAAGAAGAGAUGGCAGCCCCUGGGCUGAAGUGCAAGGUCACAGAGCUUCACGACGUGCUGAUGAAGGACGUCGGUGACCGAAUCCGAGCUGAUGGACGGUGGCCUCUUGUCAUCGACCCUUCUGGUCAGGCAGCCACUUUCCUGAGAUACCAGGACACCAACUAUGUGGACACCGUAAACCCAGAGCAUUUGAGACCUGAGACAAUUCGGCUGGCUCUGCUGGGCGCACUCAGGUAUGGGAAGCCACUGGUGUUCGACCUGCGUGAAGUGGACCUGUUCUCAGCCGUACAGCAGCAGCUGGAGGCGGUACAGCCUGGCCUGGCCCAGGCACUGCUGAGCCGUGGGCUGCUGGCCCAGGAAGGUUACCUGUCACUGAUCAGGCCCACGGAUGGGGCCGAGUACGACCCCUCGCAGUUCCAGGAGGCGCGCUUACAGCACUUCCGCAUCGUCUUUGUCACCCGCGUGCAGUGGCCGCCAGCUGAGCAGCUGCAGCUCCUGCUCCCAGUGCGUGUGCAGCUGUCCAGUGGAGUCUAGCCACACCCCAAUAAAGCAUGUGCCCCAGG
Messenger RNA from Mesocricetus auratus (golden hamster), 2443 nucleotides. It is a transcript of the gene Iqank1, whose product is annotated as IQ motif and ankyrin repeat containing 1. Lineage: Eukaryota; Metazoa; Chordata; Mammalia; Rodentia; Cricetidae. The record is from RefSeq and is a predicted model, not a curated record. Gene Ontology annotation, biological process: regulation of barbed-end actin filament capping. The coding region runs from base 696 to 2414 and encodes 572 amino acids. Gene Ontology annotation, cellular component: cytoplasm; nucleus. The transcript has 16 exons. Gene Ontology annotation, molecular function: protein binding.